AAGGGAGAAAGCGGAGAGAAGAGAACAGAAUUCAAUUCGUUGAUCUUCCUUCAAUUCCCUGUUACCUCCUUUUCUCUCUCUCGCUGUCUAUCUCUUUGCCCGGAAGUCCAGUCCACAGGAAGAGCCUGCCAGAGUUUGUUUGAAUUCCCUUUGGUUCCCGUUCAAAUCUCAUCGUCGUCUUCUUCUUCUCUUCGUUUUCUCUUUGGAAGCUCAUCGUUCGAUCUAUUCACAUUGUGAUGCGUGCCUGUUCCUGCUAUUCUUCUGCGUCCAGGAAACUUGACGUGCCAAAGAGUUGGCAAGCAAAGUAACUCUUAACUUCUGAGGUGAGAGGAAGCAAGAAAGUAACAAAAGGAUUUGAAGAUAUAGAGAUUCGAGGAGCAUGAACAGUAAAUAAGAUUCUUGGCUAUUUUAGAAGUAUAGGAUUAAUCUUACUAUUAUUUCAUUCAACUAGAAACAUCCAAGAUUCAGCGACCAGGUUCAGGGGGUGACUUGCCCCAAAUUGGUGAGUUCAACCCUUUCCCCAAAGCUAGGAGGGUGAAUUCCUCCCAUGCUGUUGUUGCAAUGGAUGAUGAAAUGGAGAGUGGCAAUUUGGGUCCUUACCAAGACAGGCCAAGGACUUUCCCCAACAUGCGUAAUAAAACCUACACACCACUGAUUUUCCGAAUUCUCAUGAGAAUAAACGUUCGUGUUCUUUUUGUACUUGCGCUGUUGGGCCUUGGAGCUGUAUUCUACAUUGGAGCAAGUACCUCUCCAAUUAUUGUGUUUGUCUUCACAAUUUGCAUAAUCAGCUUUCUGUUUUCAAUAUAUCUCACUAAGUGGGUACUCUCAAAGGAUGAAGGUCCCCCUGAGAUGGCUCAGAUUUCAGAUGCAAUACGUGAUGGUGCCGAAGGCUUCUUUAGGACCCAGUAUGGCACUAUCUCCAAGAUGGCUGUUUUACUUGCGCUGGUGAUCCUUGGUAUAUAUUUGAUUCGUAGUACAACCCCUCAACAAGAAUCUUCUGGGCUAGGGAGGUCAACAUCUGCAUAUAUUACCGUUGCGGCUUUUCUUCUUGGGGCUUUAUGUUCAGGUAUUGCUGGAUAUGUUGGAAUGUGGGUGUCUGUUCGUGCAAAUGUACGGGUAUCAAGUGCUGCAAGACGUUCUGCAAGAGAGGCACUGCAGAUAGCUGUCCGCGCAGGUGGCUUCUCAGCAAUCGUGGUUGUUGCUCUGGCAGUACUUGGGGUUGCCAUCCUCUAUGCCACAUUUUAUGUUUGGUUGGGAGUGGGCUUGCCAGGUUCAAUGAAUGUCACUGAUUUGCCUCUUCUUCUUGUGGGAUAUGGCUUUGGAGCUUCAUUUGUCGCCCUUUUUGCUCAGUUGGGUGGUGGAAUAUACACAAAAGCGGCUGAUGUUGGAGCUGAUCUUGUUGGGAAAGUAGAGCAAGGGAUACCUGAAGAUGAUCCUCGCAAUCCUGCUGUGAUUGCUGAUUUGGUUGGAGACAAUGUUGGUGAUUGUGCUGCCCGGGGUGCUGACCUUUUUGAAAGUAUCGCAGCAGAAAUAAUUAGUGCCAUGAUACUUGGAGGAACAAUGGCUCAGCGCUGCAAAAUUGAAGAUCCAUCGGGCUUUAUUUUAUUCCCACUUGUGGUUCACUCAUUUGACCUAGUGAUAUCGUCAGUGGGAAUACUUUCAAUUCGCAGUAGACGUGACUCCGGAAUGAUAGGAGCAUUAGAGGAUCCUAUGGCAAUUCUUCAGAGAGGAUAUUCUGUUACAAUAUUCUUAGCUGUUGUGACUUUCGGACUGUCUACACGGUGGAUGCUAUAUACUGAACAAGCCCCUUCCGCAUGGUUGAACUUUGCUUUGUGUGGUUUGGUUGGAAUUAUGACAGCAUAUGUAUUUGUUUGGAUAUCUAAGUACUACACUGACUACAAGCAUGAGCCAGUACGCACAUUAGCACUUUCAAGUUCCACAGGACAUGGAACUAACAUAAUUGCUGGUAUCAGUUUGGGCUUGGAAUCAACGGGUCUUCCUGUUCUUGUCAUAAGUAUAUCUAUUGUUUCAGCAUUCUGGCUGGGUCAUACUUCAGGACUGGUUGACGAUGCUGGAAAUCCCACUGGUGGAUUAUUUGGAACAGCUGUGGCAACAAUGGGAAUGCUUAGUACUGCAGCUUAUGUUCUCACCAUGGAUAUGUUUGGCCCAAUUGCUGAUAAUGCAGGUGGAAUAGCAGAGAUGAGUCAACAGCCUGAAAGUGUUCGGGAGAUUACUGAUAUACUUGAUGCGGUUGGCAACACCACAAAAGCUACUACCAAAGGAUUUGCAAUUGGAUCUGCAGCACUUGCAUCUUUCCUCCUAUUCAGUGCUUAUAUGGAUGAGGUGGCUGCAUUUGCUCAAGUACCUUUUAGACAGGUUGACAUUGCCAUCCCAGAAGUAUUUGUUGGUGGAUUGUUGGGCUCUAUGCUUAUUUUUGUAUUCAGCGCAUGGGCCUGCUCUGCCGUUGGUCGAACUGCUCAAGAGGUGGUUAAUGAAGUAAGAAGACAGUUUAUUGAGAGACCCGGUAUCAUGGACUAUAAGGAGAAACCAGAUUAUGGUCGUUGUGUUGCCAUUGUGGCAACAGCAUCUUUGAGGGAGAUGAUAAAACCUGGUGCUUUGGCUAUUGUUUCACCUAUACUUGUUGGUUUUGUCUUCCGGGUAUUGGGCUAUUAUACUGGACACCCUCUACUUGGGGCUAAAGUUGUUGCCUCUAUGUUGAUGUUUGCAACUGUUUCUGGGAUUCUUAUGGCUCUUUUCCUGAACACCGCUGGUGGUGCCUGGGAUAAUGCAAAGAAGUACAUUGAGACUGGUGCUCUUGGGGGCAAAGGGAGCGACUGCCAUAAAGCUGCAAUUACCGGAGAUACUGUGGGAGACCCAUUCAAAGACACAGCGGGGCCUUCACUCCAUGUCCUCAUCAAAAUGCUUGCGACAAUAACUCUGGUGAUGGCUCCCGUCUUUCUGUGACUCAAGAGUUUCCUUGAUGUCCAACUUCUUCUCCUCCUGCCUGCCCUAAAUACUUACUACUGGUGGUAGUCCCCUAAUACUGUUUCUAGCAACAAGUGUAGAAAGAUAAUUAGUAAAAUGAUGAAUGAUAUGAGAUGCCUGCCGGAUGAUUCCUAGCCAUGCAAUUUGUUUUUUUCUUCUUAAAUAAUUGAUAUAAGAUAUUAGUAGUUAGAAAACUUACUUUUGUUUAGUGAAUGAUUUGUGCUCUCUCUCUCUCUGAUAUUUACUUACAAGGCAUUUGAUUUUGUGU
Molecule: messenger RNA, 3253 nt
Organism: Diospyros lotus (date-plum)
Lineage: Eukaryota; Viridiplantae; Streptophyta; Magnoliopsida; Ericales; Ebenaceae
Product: pyrophosphate-energized membrane proton pump 2
Exons: 16
Coding region: 562-2964 (800 amino acids)
Biological process (GO): proton transmembrane transport
Cellular component (GO): membrane
Molecular function (GO): diphosphate hydrolysis-driven proton transmembrane transporter activity; inorganic diphosphate phosphatase activity
Source: RefSeq, a predicted model, not a curated record